This is a messenger RNA of Pseudogymnoascus verrucosus, 1980 nucleotides long. RefSeq lists its product as uncharacterized. The record is from RefSeq and is a predicted model, not a curated record. NCBI's taxonomy places the organism in Eukaryota, Fungi, Ascomycota, Leotiomycetes, Thelebolales, Thelebolaceae. Gene Ontology annotation, biological process: transmembrane transport; tripeptide transport; allantoate transport. Bases 397 to 1932 code for a protein of 511 amino acids. Gene Ontology annotation, molecular function: allantoate transmembrane transporter activity; dipeptide transmembrane transporter activity. Gene Ontology annotation, cellular component: plasma membrane. The transcript is spliced from 5 exons.
CCAAUACACGCUCUAAAACGGGAAGUGGACGCGGCUAACGCUAAAAGUUUUGGGCCGUCGUUUAGUUGGCUAUCAAUCACCUCAACCCCCUCAUAUCCAGGUAAUGUCAGCCAGAGUUGUUUUUAUUAUCUUCCCCAUAUUUCCAUAUCUCGGAAUUCGUCCGCCGUUAUGGAUCCAAAACCAAUCAGUUACUUGGUACUCCACCUAGAAUCUGGGGAAAUAAGGCCCCGUGUGGGGAAAGCGUGCGCCAUGAAAUAGUCGUACAAGAUAAGGGGAGUCUUGGAAGCCAGAGCUGGGCGAUUAUAAAGGGAUUCCGACAACCGGAUAUCCCAACGUCACAGUCUUCAGCUUCUGUGAUACUCUGCCACAGAAAACAUCCUACAACAAUUUGACAUUAUGGCAGAGAAGAAUACCGACGCACAUGUGGGCCCCAAUGGGCAACCGAUUUCUGCCUCAAGGAGAGGCUCGGUGUCCAAGAGUGCUGGGCCGUUCCAGACCGAGAUUGAAGAUGUCACCAAUGUCGAGAUGACAGACGAGCAGAGUCGCAAAGUACUGCGGAAGAUUGAUUUGUUCUUAUUACCUAUCAUGGGAUUUUGUUAUAUGCUCCAAUUCCUCGACAAAGGAGCCCUGGCUGCCUCGACAUUGCUUGGUAUCCUUGACCCGAAAACAGGAAUUCACCUAAAAGGUUCCGAUCUUGCAUGGUGCUCUGGAAUUUUCUAUUUCGGAUACAUGGCGUGGAGCUUCCCUAGCGCCUACUUCGUUGUUCGCUUGCCGAUCGGGAGAUAUCUAUCCAUGGCGGUUGUCUUAUGGGGUGGCAUAUUGAUGACCACAGCGGGCUGCAAAUCGUUCACUGGCCUGAUGAUACAGCGCUUUUUCCUCGGCGUUGCAGAAGCAGCUGUCGCUCCAGGCUUCUCCCUGAUUACCGGCAUGUUUUACUUGCGCAAGGAGCAGCCUGUUCGCCAGGCUGGCUGGUUCAUUGGCAACUGUGUUGCACUGAUCCUGGGUGGACUGGUCUCAUAUGGCGUUCUCAACAUCCCGAAUCCAGCUAUCCCACACUGGAAGCUGCUAUUCCUGAUUGAAGGGGCGGUUACUGUCGCAUACGGUGUAUUCAUGUUCUUCGUCCUGCCAGACUCAGUCUCGACCGCCUGGUUCUUGAAGCCCGAGGAGCGCCUCAUUGCAUUGGCCCGAACGCUGAAAAACAAGACUGGUAUCAUGGAUAAUGGUAAAUUCCGGUGGCCACAGCUUUGGGAAGCCCUCCGCGACCCCCAAACUUGGUUGCUGGUACUGUACACAUUCUGUGUCAACCUCCCCAACGGUGCUUUGACAACUUUCCAACCCCUCAUUAUCAAAGGAAUGGGCUUCAGCUCCCUCAAGUCGAUCCUUCUAGGCCUACCUAUGGGAGGCGUUGAAAUCGUCUUCCUAGUGAUCACUUCGUUUCUCGCAUCAUAUCUUCGCAACGCGCGCGUGUUGCUAAUGAUCUUUAACACGGCAGUUUCUAUGGUCGGGAUGGUGCUCGUGUAUUGCCUCGAUAGCCAAGCCGGGCGCAUGACAGGCCUUGUGUUCACAGUCGUUUUUGCGAUGAAUAUUCCCAUCUCCCUCAGUCUGGUCACAUCCAACGUGGCCGGGUUCACGAAGAGGAGUAUAGUGAGCUCUAUGCUGUUUGUAGGCUACUGCGUUGGAAACAUCGUCGGCCCGCAGUUCUUUCUCGCCAGCGAAGCACCAGUGUACAAGACGGGACUCGCGUCUGCGCUCGCGGGAUAUUCGUUCAGCAUUUUCUUCCUUAUUUUGUUGUAUCUCUACUACCACUUCGAGAACAAGCGGAGAGAUAAGCUCUACGGUUCUGAAACCACAAUUGAUUCCGAUCAGGAACUCGCGGAUGAGUUAUCUAACCAGACCGACCGUACGAUCACGAGUUUCCGUUACCUGUUGUAAUAUCUCCAUAGCGUCAAUCUAUAUAGCGUCAAUCUAUUUAUUUUCUGU